GAUUACAACUCCAUGUUUUGAGAGAUCGUAGGGAAAUCUUAGAUCUUCUAGUAGAUUUGCUGGAUCGGACGAUCCACCAACACUUUCACAAUUAGAAGGCAACUAGACAACUAGCUAUGAGUAUUUCAACGAUCUGAUAUUCACUUCAUCUUAUAACUGACCCGAUUUAAUCCGACAUAAAAAUAAAUUUACAAUCAUAUAAACAUCGACACAAGACCCACUCUUGAACCGAUCUGAAACACCUGACUCGGUAAUUCUAAUGAAUACUUCUACAACUAGCUAAGAAUCGGAGGACAAAAAUUAUUGUCCUACAUAGCGAAAAUGCAACCGACAACCCCUAUUAUCACACAAAAAUAAAAGAAAAUCUCUCAACCACUGAAUUAACCCAAAAUUCUCUAUAUAAAUCCGCCUUUUAGCAGUCUUGUUUCCGCAUAAUCCCCACUUCCAAACAACUCCUCAUCCUAAAAUGCCUUCAACCCUACAACUACAAGUUUCAGUGGUGCUCAUAAUGGUUGCUUGUCUUUCAAGCACCUUAGUAACGGGCCAAAAUUGUGGGUGUGCUGCUGGUUUUUGCUGUAGCAAAUUCGGGUACUGCGGAAACACAGCUGCCUACUGCGGUGAAGGAUGCAAACAAGGACCUUGUUAUUCAUCUACACCCACCCCUACUGGGGGCGGCACUACUACAGUUUCAGUCCCAAGUUUAGUGACUGAUGCCUUCUUUAAUGGGAUUAAAAAUCAAGGAGGAUCUGGCUGUGCGGGUACCAACUUCUACACAAGGUCUGCUUUCUUGAAUGCCUUGAAUUCCUAUCCUCAGUUUGGUAAGGGAGGCUCUUCUGAUGUUACCAAGCGUGAAGUUGCUGCUUUUUUUGCCCAUGUCACUCAUGAAACUGGACAUUUUUGCUACAUAGAAGAGAUUGCAAAAUCAACAUAUUGUGAAGCAAGCGCACAAUGGCCAUGCAACCCGAAUAAGCAAUACUACGGACGAGGACCAAUUCAACUAACAUGGAACUAUAACUACGGAGCAGCUGGUAAAAGUCUUAAUUUCGAUGGUAUAAAUUCACCAGAAAGAGUUGCAAACGAUCCUGUUUUAUCCUUUAAGACAGCCUUCUGGUUUUGGAUGAACAAUUGCCACAAUCUCAUUGUCUCGGGCCAAGGAUUCGGGGCCACCAUUCGGGCUGUAAAUGGAAUCGAAUGUAAUGGUGGUAAUUCCCCUGCUGUUAAUGCUCGUGUGAGAUAUUAUCAGCAGUAUUGUAGCCAAUUUGGUGUUUCUCCCGGCCCUAAUCUUUAUUGCUAGAUGCUACUCAUUACUCAAUCAAAUGUCUUGCUAGCUAUAUUCGAGUUUUCAGUCUUUGAAAACUAAAUAAGUAAUACUCCUAGUAUUACUAUUUAUUAAGCUGUAUAAUAUAAUAAUAAUUUAAAUAAUAUUACGGCUUCGUUGUUGACC
Molecule: messenger RNA, 1444 nt
Organism: Amaranthus tricolor (Joseph's coat)
Lineage: Eukaryota; Viridiplantae; Streptophyta; Magnoliopsida; Caryophyllales; Amaranthaceae
Product: endochitinase A-like
Exons: 2
Coding region: 467-1294 (275 amino acids)
Biological process (GO): chitin catabolic process; cell wall macromolecule catabolic process; carbohydrate metabolic process
Molecular function (GO): chitin binding; chitinase activity
Source: RefSeq, a predicted model, not a curated record